Lytechinus pictus (painted urchin) is the source of this 4628-nucleotide messenger RNA. Its product is annotated as neurogenic differentiation factor 1-like. Gene Ontology annotation, cellular component: nucleus. The record is from RefSeq and is a predicted model, not a curated record. NCBI's taxonomy places the organism in Eukaryota, Metazoa, Echinodermata, Echinoidea, Temnopleuroida, Toxopneustidae. Gene Ontology annotation, molecular function: E-box binding; DNA-binding transcription factor activity, RNA polymerase II-specific; protein dimerization activity. The transcript has a single exon. Bases 1649 to 2926 code for a protein of 425 amino acids. Gene Ontology annotation, biological process: positive regulation of transcription by RNA polymerase II; axon development; sensory organ development.
CAAACAAAAUUGUUUAAUCUAAUUUUAGUUUUGGAUAUCGAAUACAAAAGAACACGUGAAUGAACAUCGUAAGAUGAUUUUACAUCCUCGGAAAAUAGUUGCCAUCUUUAUGAUGUAUUUUAUUCAUUUUGCUUUGUAUUAAGAUUUUUUUUUAAAUUUAUUUUUAAGGAUCACUCUUACAAUUAAACGUGCUUCGAGGUAGGGUCUUAUGAUGUGGUAUUCCUCAUGGAUAAUCAUAAUAUCCCAAUUAAUCCAUGACACAUUCCGUUUUUUUUUCUUCAUACUACUUUAAACAUCUUUAUAAUGCUCAAAUUCCUAUAUGUUGAUUUACCCUUGAAAAUAAUCUUAAGUCUAAAAAAAAAGAAAUGCAUUAUAUUCAUAGGCAAAGAAAGAAACAUGAAAGAAUAGUAAAAAUUAACGAUUUUUUUUUAAUUCUGAGGGAAAAAUUGUCGAUCACGAGGGACAACAAACUUAUUAUACCAUGCUGCUCUUUUAUCAAUUUACCAAUGUGAGAGAAACGAAUUAGAAGUCAAAAAGCGCAAAUAAUAGACGCUUAUACACCAAGUUCAUAACUACGAUUAUAAUUCGCUUAAGUGGAUCGAAAGAGAUAAGUGGUGUGGAUUUAGAAUUUCUUGAUGCCUGCCUGGAAAUACCCUCGCAUAAUGGAAUCGCUAAAACCGCGCUAAAAUGCGGACCAUUUCGCCAUGUAAUUAAGUACAAAAAUGUGAACAUAUGGCGUGGAGGUUUUCCCGCUCGCUCCUUUCGUGUUUGAGUUGGCGGGAGCAAGGCAUUUUCUUUCGCGCGCGCUGGCACUGUGGAGCUUGCUCGCUCGCUCCGCAUAGGCCUGGUAUGGCAGAUAGCGUAAUUAUGCGAGAGUGUGAAGUGUUUGCUACCCCCGAUAUUUGGUAGAAAGGUUUUAGUGCAAUUUGUCUCCAAGCCAAAGGCCAUGAAAUGAAUCGUUCUCUAUUUAAUACCAUGUUUUCAUCUUGAUUUGUCCUAAGGUAUAUAGAUUCAAGAGAAAUGUGGACAGUUGGCACACAAUGCCACUAAUGCCGCAAGAUAUGUCACAGAUUUUAGGGGUUUUCUUUAGCGUGCGCCAUAAAUGAUCCUCCUUGUCAUUUCCGAAGAAUGACUCCGGAAUUACUUUAUCUUAUAGCAUGUGUAGACAUGAAAUUAAUAAUGAACCCAACGUUGCCAUUUUGUGCAUAAAUUAGAGACAACAGGAAAGUAGUAAAAAAAAUGGCAUCACGUUUAUACUUGGACUGCGAUAGAAAACUUUUGCAUGCAAUGUGAAGAUGAGGUUCAUUGAAACCCCUUAUGUUGGAAAAUAAUUGACUAAACAUAACAAAAUUAAGCUAGUAACACAGUGAUGGUAGUCCUAAAUUGUCUCUGGAAGAUUAGAUACAUGUAAUGGAGGGAGUUUCAGUGCGUCAUUUAAAACGAUCUGAAAAACACAUCAAGGAAUUAAGAAGGGCUACAUAAGUUUAUAAUCCGUUAUCAUUUUAACUCGAUUUUGUGAAAUGAGGCAUGCCAUCUACCCGGUCUUUAAAAGACCUCAACGGAAUCUGCAUCCAUAUCAUCAUGAUCAUGAUAAAUCACAACAUUUAAUGUUAAAUAUAUUGUAUUUGAACUUCAAGUUGAAAGAAAAAUGAUGGCAAUUUUUAUAACCAGUAAGAUCCAUGCGUCAGUAAGCUGCAUAAUUUGCAUUAUUUUACAAUUAUUAAUGGGUUUUUUUUACACAUUCUUCCGUUAUUUUUCAGAGACAAACCUUAACAACCUGAGAACAACAGGGAACGUCAUAAAGAAAGAGCCACACGCAAUGGGUCCCACCAUCCAGGAACUAGAUGACGUCAUGCUCGAGUUCACACCGGAUACGGAAAGCGGCGACGAAGCUGACAUUGAGGGCGCCCUCGAAGAAAAACCACAAACAAUCCAGACGACCAAAGGCGGGAAGAAAGGAAGGAAAAAUGCAAAAGCAACUGUCGGAGAAAACGGCGAAAAGCCGCCACCCAAGAAGCGAGGGCCAAAGAAGAAGAAGAUGACGAAAGCAAGGGUUCAAAAAUUUAAGAUGAGGAGAUUGAAAGCGAACACGAGAGAGCGCAAUCGUAUGCAUGGACUAAACGAUGCCCUUGAUCGUUUGAGGAAGGUGGUUCCUUGUUAUUCCUCUACUCAAAAGCUUUCAAAAAUCGAGACGCUUCGGCUCGCAAAGAAUUACAUCCACGCUCUAGCGGACAUUCUACGGACGGGUCUCGUUCCGGACAACAUCUCCUUCGCACAAACACUGUCACGUGGUCUGUCUCAGCCAACCACAAACCUUGUAGCAGGUGCCAUGCAAUUGAAUCCGCGGACACUUCUCCCAGAUGACCAGACCUCACCUUACAGUGCCUGGUCCACCGGUGUCCCAAUGAACAGCAUGACCGAUAGCUAUGGUUACGAUUUGUCGAACACAUCGUCGCAUCACAGAGUUGGCGAGAGCAUGACUUCAACUGGUAUCUCCAAUGCCGGGUCAUCUUCAAUCCACCAUCUCUUUCUCCCGUCGGACGGGUACUGCAGCUCGCCUCCUGAUCAAUUCCAUCGUCAGUUCGACCCAUCAUUAGCCACUGCUCCAACCUCCUCCCCGAGCUGCCAGUUUCAGCAAACCUCUCCACCGCCGCCAUCUUGCCUGACAUCGAGCGCCGAUAAAUUCUCGCAGCGCCCUCUAUCGUUUCCACACCAUGACUCUCUCGCCUUCGCGACGGGUAAUCCGGUGUAUACACCUUAUUCUGACAUCUCAGUGGGUGUAAACGAUGUAACAAGCACUUCCAGUAUUUAUCCCAACACCGCUGCUACGCCUGAACACUACAAUCUUAACACCUCGAUGGCCGACAAAGGUUACAGAAAUCUAGGACUUAUAGGAUGUAAUGGACAAGACCUAUUCCGUGGUUAACACAGGAUUAACACCGGUGCUACAACCAACCCUACAGGGAAAUGAAAGCAGCAUAAUGGACUUAAACAACACUUAAUAAACAAGCUUUGAUCCACAAUAUUGUAUUCUUCACAGACAAUAUUUGAUGGUACAUUUAUUUAUAUUUCAAAAUGGAUAAAUUUAAGAGAGUUUCUUAAACAAAAAGCAGAGCUGAGUUCCCAGUACUAUACCCACAAUGCACAUUAUUAUGCAACGCUUUAAACGUUCGCAUUUAAAGUGAUAUUAUUGUUGCAUGUUAUUUUCAUUAUCAUUACAAGCUUUUAGGUUUUAAGUGGCUAAUUGCAUUUUUUUAAUGAUGAGACAUUAUCUAGAUAUCAUUUAUUGAUGGUUGUUUUUCUCAAGAAUAACUCGAGCUUUUUUAAUUCAAGAGAAAAUAAUAUACGUUGUAAUCUCAAACCGCCUUUUCCCCCCAACGAAAGCUUUGUGUGAUUUUAUAGAUACAAACAACUGAAGUGCAAUAUCUCACGCAGCUCCUAUGUUGUAAACACAAUGUAUUUCGUGCGUGUGCUCAAAUAUAAAUUCAGUGUGCUAUUCAAAAGUAUGGAAACAACAAUGCCUUUUAAUCACAAGAUGCGAUUGGCUACCCGUCUUCCGCUUUUUUUGUACCGAAAUCUUGUACGUCAUGUUUUGAAGUGCGGGAAAUUCAAAGUAACCAAAGGGCCGAUUUCAUGCAGGCGAUAUAUUUUUAUUGAUUCAGUGAUAGAUUCAGCAACCUUUUUGAUGUUUGUAAAAUUAUAACUGUAUUUAUUGAUCGUUUAAGAUGAAAUCAUGUUUUUACGGCAGCUAGCAUGAUCAAAGCCGUUUUGUAAAAUAUAUCGUGUAUACACACAUGUGAAAUCAGUACCUUCACCAUGUACAACAAUCAAUAAGUUCGAAAUGGAAGAGGUACGCAUUGAUUUGUUGCUACGUUGCCUUUAGAUUUUAAGAAAUAUCGAAAUAAAUAAAGGCUUCAAAUCAAACCGAAAUAGGUCUUAGACUUCUCAAGGAACUUUGGGGGAAAAAACCCCACAAAAGCACAAUACGUAGGUUUCACUAUUUUCCAACUUAAAACAAUGUCUAUGCAGAAGACAUAUAUCUAAAAAAAGUAAGUAGUUGGGAAAUUUCUUCUGGCUAGUUAUACCGUCAUGGCUUUUUGCAUAUACUUACACUUCAUUAAAAUAUAUUAAUACUUAAGUUUAAUCAUUCCUCAGGAAUUUCAAAAUAAAAAUAGGAUGUUAUAAUGAAGUUAUUUUUAAACCUUUGUCAGAGAUUUGCUAAAUUAUAUUAUGAAGUUUAUUUUUGACCUACAUAUCAUGUCAUGAUAAAUGGAUAUAUAACUGUGUCUCUAUAAUGACUUCUAAAACAAUUUAAGACAAAAACAAACAAUAUUGAGAAGGUCCUUAAUAGAGGGAAAAAAGAAGAAAUGUGUCAUUACUUUUCUCAAAUCUGUUUAUAUUUCCAAUCACUUUUAACUAAUCAUUCCUAAGGGCUCCAUGAUUAUGAUGCCAUUUUCGACAAUUGUUUUUUUUUGUGAUCACAUGUAUUUGUCUUGAUUUUUUUGUUUAUUUCUUGCCAUGUAAACAUACUUAAAGAAAUUCCACGUGACGACACUUUGACGUAAUGGUCGGUCAAUUACAAAUGAAUUUACAUUCCGCAUUAAAAAGUGCUUGUACAAUAUGGUGAA